AUGAAGUUCCAAGCGUUGGCUGUUUCACUUGUUUCGCUCUCUUUUGCAUUCGAUUCUUGUGUUGCGUUCUCGACGCAGCAGAAUGUCCGAAAUUUGCAUUCUGUGACCCUCAGAUCGGCAGCAGAAGCAGAGGCCCCAGGCAUCGAGAGCAUCGAGAGCUUGACAAAUGAUAUCAUUUCAAAGCUUCAGUUCCGGGAAGCACAAUUGAAGUUGGAGAUCCUCAAACUAGACACCAGUGGAACUCUUUCAGCGAUGAAGGAUAGACUGAGAAGUGCAACAGUUCAUAAAGACGUUGAACAUACUACAGCGGACGAGGAUGCUCAUGCUGUCGAUAGUGAGAAAUUGAAAGAGGCUUUCGAAAAGACUGGAAUUUCUUUCGAAGACACGUCUGAUCCGGACUUUGAUUUUAAGGAUCUCAUUAGGGAGACUGAAAUGUAUGUAAACGAUGGACAUUGGAAAUCAGCAACCAGAAGAAUGAAAAAGCUAUCAAAAAGAUAUGGAAAAAAAUCCAGUGAUCCUCGUGAAAUUCCAGAAAGUCUAUACGUCUCAGUUCUUCAAGAAUGUUCCAACGACCGACUCCAUGGAGCUCGCGCAGCAGAACCAGCUAGAAAACUUAUGGAGGAAAUGGUUGCAUUGGGAUAUGAAAUUCCAGCCGACACAGCAAAUUACUGUGUCCGAAACUGCUUGAGUGACGGAGAAAAUGGUUCGCAUCAAGGUUUCGGAGGAAUUGACACAGCACUAGCUAUGAUUACAGCCAUUGAACAUGCUGAAAACCCAGUGGAGAUUAACCUUGAGACAUACAGUAGACUGAUUUUAGCAUUGGCGGCUGAAGGAUCCAUUGAAUACUCCCUCAAGAUUUUGCGAGAGCUUGUUGCCGAAAAAUCACAGACUCCAUCAUUGGACCUCUUUGCCGACGUUGCGUCGUACUGCCUCGGUGGAAAGGAAAAUCCUGGAAACCCAGAGGUGGUUAUGACCGUAUUGGCAUAUGCCAAGGCAGCCGGAUAUGAGCUGGAUCGCAUCGCAUCAACAGGAGAUGGUAGGAGGUUGUUGGCUUCUGGUGUUAUCGCAGCGGAAAAGUUGGACAACAUUGGACUUGGUCUGAGAUUUUUGACAGCAGCGAGCAAUGCAGAAGGAUGUGCUCCAGAUAAGGGAGAUGUUCUGGUUGCAAAUUCUUCGCCAGCUGCCCAGCGUGCUUCUACAAUUAUUCACCGAAAAGCGCUGGCAAAGGCGACCCAAGACGACUCUUGGAAGCUAUCUGUUAGGCUGUUGGAAAUCAUGAUUUCGCGUGGCCUGCGACCUUCUCCAGCUACCUGGAGGAACGUUGUAACUUGCUGUGCCAAGCUCGAAAAGAGUAGAAAGGCAACAUCCCUUCUGUUGGAUUGGGUUGAGAUGUCGAAGGAUAGGCGGGCAGAGAAGCCCUCACUUCGUGUUUUCAACACUGUUGUGAAUGCUUGCGAAGUUUGUGGAGAAGAAGAACUUACAAUUCAAGUUCUUGAUUCGAUGAAGGAAACCCAUAACACAGAAGGAAACUUGAUCACUUUCAACAUUGCUCUAAAGCGAUUGGCAAAAUCUGGGAAUACAAUGGCUUGCGAGGGUAUCAUCGUUGGUAUGUUGCAAAGCGGUAUUGAACCAUCCGUUGUUUCGUACACAACCACAAUUGCAGCAUGUGUACAUGACCCAAAGAAGCCAAGUGUCGCUGUGGAGUGGAUCAAUAGAAUGAAAUCCCGUAUGGUGCUGCCAAAUGUCAUCACUUACAACACCGCCUUUGCCGCGUGUUUGGAUGGCACCCUAGAGGGCUCACGUCUCGCAAGUCAGCUUGCAAUCGAUAUGAUGGCCAGUAUUCAAGCACAAUUGGAUGCUGGAAUUUUGGAUGCCGAUCAAUAUACUGACGUAACCCCCAACGUCUACACAAAAUCAUUGGCAAAAGAAGCCAUGAAACAACUCAAGACCAACUGGGAAGCUGAUCUAAUCGACAAAAAGGUCGCAAAGGAAACUCUUCGUGUUCCCCUUCUUCAGUUGGUCGAAUUUGCCAACUCUGACCUCUCCCAAAUGGCGGAAAAGCAAAAAGAAUUCAUUUCCAUGGCCACAGAAAAGCCAACUGAGGAAUUAGCAGAAGUCACGGAUGCUACUGACGAAGAGCUUGAGUAUGCUACUGCCAUUGGUACACACCGCGCUGCUGCGGUUUAG
Cylindrotheca closterium is the source of this 2187-nucleotide messenger RNA. NCBI's taxonomy places the organism in Eukaryota, Bacillariophyta, Bacillariophyceae, Bacillariales, Bacillariaceae. The record is from the annotation of a GenBank genome assembly.